This is a messenger RNA of Chenopodium quinoa (quinoa), 1041 nucleotides long. RefSeq lists its product as uncharacterized. Gene Ontology annotation, molecular function: protein dimerization activity. The record is from RefSeq and is a predicted model, not a curated record. Lineage: Eukaryota; Viridiplantae; Streptophyta; Magnoliopsida; Caryophyllales; Amaranthaceae. The transcript has a single exon. The coding region runs from base 1 to 1041 and encodes 346 amino acids.
AUGAGUGGAUCGGGUUUAAAUCAAGAACUUGGUUUGAAAAGGCCCGGGGAUACUCGUUGGAAUUCUCAUUACAAGUCUAUUUCAAACAUCAUCCUCUUAUUUCCUACAAUUGUUAAGGUACUUGUACACAUUGGGAAGCAUGGUGUAUCGGAAGAUAAGUUCAAAGCUCAAAUUGUUUUAGGACAAUUAGAGUCAUUUGACUUUGUUUUUAUUGCUUACUUGAUGUUGACUAUUUUUGGUUACACUAAUGAUUUGUGUGUUGCUUUGCAAAGAAAGGAGCAAGAUAUUGUAAAUGCCAUGGAACUUGUCACUUACACAAAAUUGGUGUUGCAAAAAAUGAGGGAGCAAGGAUGGGAUACUCUCUUAAACAAGGUAACUUCAUUUUGUGCUAAACAUGGUAUUGUUGUUCCCACUAUGGAUUCUCCUUAUGUUCCUCAAGGAAGAUCAAGACGUUUUGUUGAAGAAGCAACAAAUGAACAUCAUUUUCGAGUUGGAAUUUUUGUAAGAGUGAUUGAUUUGCAUCUUCAAGAACUUGAUGAUCGAUUUAAUGAGAGGAAUAUGGAGAUACUAAUAUGUAUGGCUUGUUUAAGUCCUAAAGAUAACUUCUCAUCCUUUGAUAAAGAUAAGGUACUUAAACUUGCCUCUUUUUAUCCCGAAGAAUUUUCAAGCUUUGAUUUGAUGGCUCUUGAAUGUCAACUUGAUAUAUUCAUGGAGAAUAUGCUAAAUGAUGAUAGAUUUCAAGGUUUAAAUGACCUUAACUCUCUUUCUAUGAUUCUUGUUAAAACUAAUAAGCAUAAGACUUUUCCUCUUAUUCAUUUGCUUAUCAAGUUGAUGUUGAUUCUUCCGGUUGCCACGGCAAGUGUUGAAAGAGUUUUUUCCGCAAUGACAUGUGUCAAAAAUAAGUUGCGAAAUAGCAUGGGUGAUCAACUUAUGAAUGAUUGUUUGGUCACUUUUAUUGAGAAGGAUGUCUUCCUAAGAGUUUCCGAUGAAAAAAUUGUUGAUCGCUUCCAAAAUAUGAAGACUCGAAGGAUGAAAGUGUAA